GCGCCUCCGGGUGCCCGUGGGUCCCAUGGUGGAGUUCAAUGUACCCUAUUUAUAUGUGCCCGGCCACGGCCCACAAGGCGUGGGGAACAAGACAUCCAAUCCUGAAAUAUUUGGAGGAAGAGAUGGCAGAGCAGGAUGGUCCUCUGCAUAUGUACGUUCCAGGGGACAUCAUCAUUGGUGGACUUUUCCCUGUUCACUUGCAAACUAACAGAACCACCAUGCCUGGGAAUGCCCACUGCAUGCGCUAUGAUGUUCAAAUGUUCCUACGAAGUCAAGUGAUGACAUUUGCCAUCCAAGAAAUAAACCAACGCACUCCAAAGGUCCUGCCCAACCUGACAAUUGGAUAUGACAUCUAUGAUACUUGUGGAGAUGUCACAUUUGCCAUUAGAGCAACAUUUGGGUUAUUAAAAGACAAGUUCAAUAGCUGUUUUCAACCUGGAGACAGCAAUUCUACUGUACCUGAGCCACAUGCCAAAGUAGUGAUUGGUGAGAGGUAUUCAGAGGUGUCCGUCGCUGUUGCACGAAUAUUAACUCUGUCAUCAGUUGCACAGAUUAGUUAUGGAUCGACCAGCGAGCUGCUCAGUAAGAAGCGAAAGUUCCCCACUUUUCUGCGAACACUUUCUAGCGAUACAUAUCAGACGAAAGCCAUUGCUAAGCUGGUGGAGAAGUUCAACUGGAAAAUAGUGUCUGUUGUGGGAAGUGAUGAUGAGUAUGGAAAGUACGGAAGUGAACAACUUAUUGAUAUCUUCACUGAAAUGGACAUUUGCAUUGACUUCAAGAAGAUCCUUCCUGGUGACUUUUCCGUCGAUGAGUCCAAAGCCCAUGACAAACUGGAAGAACUGAUGGGGCUCCUCAGGAACUCCACUGCUGAGGCCAUCAUCCUCUUUACCAAGGGAGCCAAUGUUGAUGUCAUCAUGAAAGCUGCUAUUCAGAACAACCUCAGCAGAAUUUGGAUCGGAAGUGAUUCAUGGUCCACAUCCACAAGGAUUGCAGAGAUAAAAGGCAUCUAUAAGGUCGGGCAGGUCUUUGGAUUCAUCUCUAAGAGGAACGAGGUCCCUGGUUUUAAAGAUUAUGUCACUUCAAUGUUCCAGGGAACUACUAAUCCAUUUUUGGAACAAUAUUUGAGUUAUUAUCCACGCUGCAAUUCCUCGGAGAAGAAUAGCAAGAAUAAUUGUUCUCUAACAAAGAGCCAACAUGGGUCUAAGCAAUGUCUAGACCCAAGGUGCUUGGUGAAUUAUAUUGACCAGGAUGAAUCAUACAAUAUCUACGUAGCUGUCAAAGUAAUUGCCGAAGGUCUCAGACAAUUACUGAAGUGUGACAGUGAGAAGUGUGGACGGAAUGCCACAUUUACAGCGUUGGAGCUUUUUCAGGAAAUCAAGAAAGUCAACUUCACUGUGGACACCACGCAUAUAUUUUUUGAUGAUAAUGGUGACCCCAGUAUAGGCUAUGACAUUGUGAACUGGGACAUGACUGAAUCAAAAGUAGACAUUAAAACCAUCGGAGAGUACUGGCCAUCUGGAAAAAUCAAACUCCCAGAUGAUCUCAUUAGCAAAAUGUGCAAUGUGACGGAAACAACCAUGAACUGUUCUAAAAGCUGUGCACUAGGACAUGAGUUAAGAAAACCUGAGAAUGGCUGCUGCAAGAAGUGUGUGCCAUGUCACGAAACAUCUUUUUCUCCUGGAAAGGGUGUGAAGUGUGAGCCUUGCCGUAACUGGGAGUAUCCAUCUCCAGAGAAGGACAAGUGCUUGAAUAAAACUCUUGACUUCCUUAAGUGGUGGGAUCCUUUUGCUAUCGUGUUGAGUUUCUUUGAAAUUGUGGGCAUUGUUAUUACCAUUUUGGUGACCGUUUUGUUCGCAGUCCAUCGUAACACCCCCAUUGUGAAGGCGGUUGGAGGCUACCUGUCUUUCUUGGAGCUUUUUUCCUUGCUGGCCUGCUUCUGCAUCACAUUUACGUUCACAGCAAAGCCCUCUACGGCGUCCUGCGUGGCAGGCCUGCCUCUCUUUGGCAUAUUGUUCACCCUUUGCAUCUCCUGCAUUCUGGCCAACCUUCUCCAAAUCCUAGUGUGCUUCCGCUUUGAUCAGAGAAAAAGUGCCUGGCUGAAGAGACUAAAUCGCCCUGUGGCUGUGGUUGCCGUCAUCUUUUGUGCCCAGCUGAUCCUGUGUGUGCUGUGGCUGUACUAUCGGCCUCCCAUCCCAAAAGAAGUGUACCAUGCAAAGACCAUCCUGCUGCAAUGUGAAAAAGGCUCCAAGGAAUUCUUUGGUGUCAUGUUGGGCUACAACGCUCUCUUGGCAUUUGCAUGUUUCCUGUUUGCAUUCCAUGGGAAACUGCUGCCAGAUCUGUAUAAAAAUGCAAGUUUCAUCACUAUCAGUAUGUUGCUGUAUUUAGUCAUUUGGAUCGUCUUCAUCCCGAUCUACAUCAGUAUGGUAGGGAAGUACACACGGGCUAUCGAGGCUGCCGCCGUUCUCGUUUCUAACUACAGCAUCCUGUGUUGUCACUUGGCCCCCAAGUGUUAUAUCAUGUUGUUCAGGAAAGAGAUUAAUAGUGAGCAAGCCAUCACUGAGUACAUCAGGAAGCAUUGUGAACAGAAAGGCAUAGCUGUAGUUAAAUCAUAGGCCUUUUUUCUCUUGGCCAAUGGACAAUGUCAGCAGACUUUGUAUGCAUGCAUCCCGUUAUCCCACAACUUUUUGCAGCACAUAUAGCUUGCUGUAUGAAUCAGAAAUGAUCUCCCCAAGCUUGUGUCUCUCUUGCAUUGUAAUCUUUAACAUCAUUUCAUGGCCUACAUAAUCACAAAAGAAAGAUAAAAAAAAUUAACAACCGAAUCUGAAUCUUUUGUGAAGCCAACUGCUACCAAUCUAGGGGUGAAAAUUGACUCUGACCUAAAAAUGGACAAAUAGAUAAAUGCUGUGGUGGGAAAGAGCUUUUUUCAGCUUAGGAGGCUGUCCAAGGUCAAACCCUUUUUAUCGCGUUCUGUUUUUGAAAUGGUUAUGCAUGCUUUUAUGACAUCCCGUCUUGGCUAUUGUAAUGCCUUGUAUGUCGGCGUUAGUCAGGCCUCCAUCUCCCGCUUACAGUUAGUCCAGAACGCUGCUGCUCGUUUGCUAACCGGUACACGUAAGCAAGAGCACAUCACCCCUGUACCAGCCUCCCUCCACUGGCUUCCUGUGCCUUUUAGGAUUGAGUUUAAAAUUUUACUGUUUGUUUUUAAGUGCCUAAAUGGUUUCCUGUUUAUGCAUUAUUUCUUUCACAAGUUGAGUCUAAGGAACUUUAUAUAUUUUUUAUGCGUUUGAUCAUAGCAUCCACACUUACAAGCUUUAUGUUGUGUGACACAUUUUACUUCUUGAAUAGUAGUUUAGCCUUUUUCUGUUUUCACUGAAAUGUUUCUAUGUGAUUGAUACUUCAUGACUAUGUUAGUUUGUAAUUUAUUGUACAUAAUACGUUUUCAUAAAGUGCAUCAAAUAACUCAAACACCCAAAAUUUGUCUUGAGAACAAGCUUGUUAAAAAUGGGCAUAUUGCAGAGGAGAUGUUUUUAUUGAUCAAUGCUGUUUAAAGUGCGUAUUGAUUAAAUUGCUUUGGAUGUCUGAAAUUUGGUAUCAUGAUAUAGUCUCAGCGUGUUUUGUUGAAUCCAUUCGCAAGUGCCAGUUUUAUCUGCUUAGGCACUUUACCCUUGCAAAGUACUAAAAUGGUUUUGUAACUUUGGAUGUUGUAAGUAACUAUUGCUGAAUGUAAAUAAAAGCAGGAGAAAACA
Molecule: messenger RNA, 3743 nt
Organism: Myripristis murdjan (pinecone soldierfish)
Lineage: Eukaryota; Metazoa; Chordata; Actinopteri; Holocentriformes; Holocentridae
Product: G-protein coupled receptor family C group 6 member A-like
Exons: 7
Coding region: 39-2612 (857 amino acids)
Biological process (GO): G protein-coupled receptor signaling pathway
Cellular component (GO): plasma membrane
Molecular function (GO): G protein-coupled receptor activity
Source: RefSeq, a predicted model, not a curated record